Messenger RNA from Mastomys coucha (southern multimammate mouse), 4396 nucleotides. It is a transcript of the gene Wdr19, whose product is annotated as WD repeat domain 19. Gene Ontology annotation, molecular function: protein binding. The coding region runs from base 74 to 4099 and encodes 1341 amino acids. The record is from RefSeq and is a predicted model, not a curated record. NCBI's taxonomy places the organism in Eukaryota, Metazoa, Chordata, Mammalia, Rodentia, Muridae. Gene Ontology annotation, cellular component: intraciliary transport particle A; cilium. The transcript is spliced from 37 exons. Gene Ontology annotation, biological process: cilium assembly; intraciliary retrograde transport.
CGCGGUAGCCGGGCGGGGGAGUUCUGUUGCGCUUGCGCACUUACAAGAUCGGGGUUGUCGCUGGAGCCUUGAAAUGAAGCGCGUUUUCUCCCUGCUAGAAAAGACUUGGCUUGGUGCUCCAAUACAAUUCGCCUGGCAAAAAUCAUCAGGAAACUACCUCGCGGUAACAGGAGCUGAUUAUAUUGUUAAAAUCUUUGAUCGCCAUGGCCAAAAAAGAAGUGAAAUUAGCUUGCCUGGCACCUGCGUUGCCAUGGAUUGGGAUAAAGAUGGUGACAUCCUGGCAGUGAUUGCUGAGAAGUCCAGUUGCAUUUAUCUGUGGGAUGCCAACACAAAUAAAACCAGCCAGCUGGACAAUGGCAUGAGGGAUCAAAUGUCUUUCCUUCUUUGGUCAAAAAUUGGAAGUUUCCUGGCUGUUGGGACCAUUAAAGGAAAUUUGCUCAUUUAUAAUCAUCAGACAUCUCGAAAGAUUCCUGUUCUUGGAAAACAUACUAAGAAAAUCACAUGUGGAUGUUGGAAUGCAGAGAACCUCCUUGCUUUAGGAGGUGAAGAUAAAAUGAUUACAGUUAGUAACCAGGAAGGUGACACAGUAAGACAGACACCAGUGAAAUCGGAGCCAAGUGACAUCAAGUUCUCCACAAGCAAGACAGACGAGCGAAUUUCUUCUGCUGAAAACACAAUAAGUGCAGUAGUUGGCAAGAAAAUGUUGUUUCUUUUUCAUCUGAAUGAACCAGAUAACCCGGUUGAUCUGGAGUUUCAGCAAGCCUAUGGCAACAUCGUCUGCUAUAGUUGGUAUGGAGAUGGCUACAUCAUGAUUGGCUUUUCCCGUGGAACAUUUUUGGCUAUUUCUACUCACUUUCCAGAAGUUGGGCAAGAGAUAUUUAAGGCUCGUGACCAUAAGGAUAAUCUAACAAGUGUGGCAUUGUCACAGACUCUGAACAAAGCUGCCACAUGUGGAGAUAACUGCAUAAAAAUCCACGAUCUGACAGAAUUGAGAGACAUGUAUGCUAUAAUUAAUCUGGAUGAUGAGAAUAAAGGGCUGGGUACCUUAUCCUGGACUGAUGAUGGUCAAUUGCUAGCACUGUCUACCCAAAGAGGCUCACUGCAUGUCUUCCUGACCAAGUUGCCCAUCCUCGGGGAUGCCUGUCACACAAGGAUCGCAUAUCUCACCUCCCUCCUUGAGGUCACUGUGGCCAACCUCAUCGAAGGAGAGCCGCCAAUCACAGUUUCCGUGGAUGUGGAACCCAACUUUGUUGCAGUAGGGCUCUAUCAUCUGGCCGUGGGGAUGAAUAACCGGGCUUGGUUCUAUGUCCUUGGUGAAAACGUUGUCAAAAAGCUAAAAGAUGUGGAGUAUCUGGGAACAGUAGCCAGCAUCUGCCUUCAUUCUGACUAUGCUGCUGCACUCUUUGAAGGCAAAAUCCAGUUACAUUUGAUAGAAAAUGAAAUGUUGGACGCUCAGGAAGAACGCGAGACUCGGCUCUUUCCAGCAGUGGAUGAUAAGUGCCGGAUCUUAUGCCACGCCCUAACUAGUGAUUUCCUCAUCUAUGGAACUGAUACUGGCGUGAUUCAGUAUUUCUUCAUCGAAGACUGGCAGUUUGUUAAUGACUACCGGCAUCCUGUUGGUGUGAAAAAGCUAUUUCCUGAUCCAAAUGGAACCAGAUUGGUUUUCAUUGAUGAAAAAAGUGAUGGAUUUGUUUACUGUCCUGUUAAUGAUGCAACCUAUGAGAUUCCAGACUUCUCGCCAACCAUUAAAGGUGUUCUUUGGGAAAACUGGCCAAUGGAUAAAGGUGUAUUUAUUGCUUAUGAUGAUGAUAAGGUGUACACGUAUGUGUUUCACAAGGACACCAUCCAAGGAUCCAAGGUUAUUUUGGCUGGUGGCACUAAACUUCCCUUCUCUCAUAAGCCUUUGCUGUUAUACAAUGGAGAACUGACCUGCCAGACACAGAGUGGGAAAAUCAACUCCAUCUACCUCAGCACCCACAGCUUCCUUGACAACAUAAAAGACACGGAACCUACUGACCUGAGGCAAAUGCUGACGCAGACCCUGAUGCUCAAGCGGUUUUCUGAUGCUUGGGAUAUAUGCAAGAUGCUAAACGACCACACCUCCUGGAGUGAGCUUGCCAGAGCCUGUCUGCAUCACAUGGAGGUGGAGUUUGCUAUCCGAGUGUCCCGGACGAUGGGGGAUGUCGGCAUGGUGAUGUCCUUGGAACAAAUAAAGGGAAUCGAGGACUACAAUCUUUUGGCAGGACAUCUCGCCAUGUUUACUAAUGACUUUAACCUGGCUCAGGACCUGUACCUGGCAUCCAACUGCCCCGUGGCAGCCCUGGAGAUGAGGCGGGACCUGCAGCAUUGGGACAGCGCUCUGCAGCUGGCGAAGCGCCUGGCCCCAGACCAGAUACCCUUCAUAUCCAAAGAGUAUGCCAUCCAGCUGGAGUUCACCGGCGAUUAUGUGAAUGCCUUGGCUCACUACGAGAAAGGCAUCACCGGUGAUAAUAAGGAACAGGAUGAAGUGUGCCUGGCUGGAGUGGCUCAGAUGUCCAUACGAAUGGGAGACAUCCGCAGAGGGGCUAACCAAGCCCUCAAACACCCCAGCAGGGUCCUUAAAAGAGACUGUGGAGCCAUAUUGGAGAAUAUGAAGCAAUUUUCAGAAGCCGCCCAGCUGUAUGAAAAGGGCCAAUAUUACGACAGAGCUGCCUCUGUCUACAUCCGCUGCAAGAACUGGGCAAAAGUCGGCGAACUUCUACCUCAUGUCUCCUCUCCGAAGAUCCACUUGCAGUAUGCCAAAGCUAAGGAGGCAGACGGAAGGUACAAGGAAGCCGUGGUGGCAUAUGAAAAUGCAAAGCAAUGGAACAGUGUCAUCCGCAUCUACCUGGACCACCUCAACAACCCCGAGAAGGCCGUCAGCAUCGUCAGAGAGACCCAGUCUCUAGAUGGAGCCAAGAUGGUAGCCAGGUUCUUUCUACAGCUUGGUGACUAUGGGUCUGCCAUCCAGUUUCUAGUCCUGUCCAAAUGUAACAAUGAAGCCUUCACCCUGGCUCAGCAGCACAACAAGAUGGAAAUCUAUGCAGACAUCAUUGGUGCUGAAGACACAACUAAUGAAGACUAUCAAAGCAUCGCCUUAUAUUUUGAAGGAGAAAAGAGACAUUUUCAGGCUGGAAAAUUCUUCUUGCUGUGUGGCCAGUAUUCACGGGCACUAAAGCACUUCCUGAAAUGUCCAAGCUCAGAAGAUAAUGUGGCAAUAGAAAUGGCAAUCGAAACUGUGGGCCAGGCCAAAGAUGAGCUGCUAACCAAUCAGCUGAUAGACCACCUGAUGGGGGAGAGCGAUGGCAUGCCAAAGGAUGCCAAGUACCUGUUCCGCUUGUACAUGGCGCUGAAACAGUACCGUGAAGCAGCCCGGACCGCCAUCAUCAUCGCCAGAGAAGAGCAGUCUGCAGGAAACUAUCGGAAUGCACAUGAUGUUCUUUUCAGUAUGUAUGCAGAACUUAAAUCCCAGAAGAUCAAAAUCCCCUCAGAAAUGGCUACCAACCUCAUGAUCCUGCACAGUUACAUACUUGUGAAGAUUCACGUUAAGAGUGGAGACCAUAUGAAGGGGGCGCGCAUGCUCAUUCGGGUGGCCAACAACAUCAGCAAGUUCCCGUCACACAUCGUGCCUAUCCUGACGUCUACUGUAAUUGAGUGUCACAGGGCAGGCCUGAAGAACUCUGCCUUCAGCUUUGCAGCUAUGCUGAUGAGGCCUGAAUACCGCAACAAAAUUGAUGCCAAGUACAAAAAGAAAAUUGAGGCGAUGGUCAGGAGACCGGAUACUUCUGAGACAGAGGAGGCCACGACCCCAUGUCCAUUCUGCCAGUUUCUUCUCCCAGAAUGCGAGCUUCUCUGUCCUGGCUGUAAAAACAACAUUCCCUACUGCAUUGCAACAGGCCGACACAUGUUGAAAGACGACUGGACAAUGUGCCCACACUGUGGCUUCCCUGCGCUGUACUCAGAAUUCAAGAUCUUGCUAAACAGUGAAAGCACGUGCCCCAUGUGCUCAGAAAGAUUAAACUCCAGCCAACUGAAAAAAAUUACAGACUGCACCCAGUACCUACGGACAGAGACGGAAUAGUGAGCUGCAGGCCCAGACAGUGCUCCUAAGAGAUGGCAUCUCCCCUCAGGAAGCUGUGUCCACCCGGUAGACAGAAUGAUUCUCCUUGGAUACAGAAAAAUGAAACAGGCCAGCACAUUCAGCUUCUGCAGUGACACAGUGACACAAGCAGCUAUUUACUCAACUGUAUAUUUCUUCUUCAAAAUCCUACAUAUUCUGUGCUCUGGACUAUUAGUAGUAUAUGAAUUGUAAAUACUAAGUUUUUUAGUAACUUUUAUAUUUAAGUAUCUCCUUUAAAAUAAAAUUGUUGACUAGAUA